Messenger RNA from Blepharisma stoltei, 1633 nucleotides. The record is from the annotation of a GenBank genome assembly. Lineage: Eukaryota; Ciliophora; Heterotrichea; Heterotrichida; Blepharismidae.
AUGUCUACCCGGACUCCUGAAACACUAAUAACUAGGCUUUUGGAUGACGAUUAUAGUGAAAUUAUCAAAAUUGACGAUACCUUACAAAGAAGCUCUAAAGUUAUACAAGAUAGCAUAAAUUUGGCUUAUCCCCUCCAUUAGUAAGCUAGCAUUUCUGAAUGAUUACAUAGGAUUUUAAUUUUUUUGGAAAAGUAUUUUCUUCUUAUCAAAAAUAUUUACAGAUAUUUCAAAGCAAAAUGUUAAUUUUUAUAUUUAGAAUGGAAGCUAUCUAGGGAUUUCGCUAUAAUAUCUUCACUUAUAUUAAAUUAUUUUGCAUGCUAAAAGAGGUGCUAAUUCUCAAAACAUUAGAAUUUUUCCAAUAGCACUCCUUAAAAAGGAGGAUGAGAGUUAUAUAACUCAAAAAAGGAAAAUUAGAUCAAGAAGUAAGCUCGAUAAGUCUUUUGAAUAUAUCCCAAGAGAGCAAGACAUUGUUCCUAGAUCAAGUCCACAAAUCCUUCAUUCAAACCAUAUGCAAGAUCAAUCUCUUAUUUACGAAAAGAACAAAGACAUGCCUUAUUCAUCGACGUCUUUUUCAGAAGAAAAUCUCUCAUGAAAAUCUCAAAACGAUCAUCAAUACUACUCACCUUACCAAAAAGAGAUUCUACCUCUGAAAGGAGACGAAGAAUAUGAAUUGAAAAUUUCAGAACUUAUGAAAGUCUUAAAACGAGAAACCGAUUUAAAGCUCAAAAGUGAUGAAGAGCUCCGAUAUGUAAAUUUGAAAAAUAAAGAAAUGAAAGAAAAUGAAAUCAAUUUAAGGAAGCAUAUCGAAACAUUAACUGAUUUAUUAAAUAAAACAAAAAUUGAUGAAAAUUACAGAGAAGAAAAAGUGAAUAAUGUUCAGUUAGAGUCUUCGAAAUGUGGGACAGAUGGAGGGGUUUCUGAAAUAGAGGGUGCUCUAGAAAAUCAGAAAGUUUGUAAAAUGGUUAAUCCAGAGAGUCAAAUUAAAGAGUUGAAGGAAAGCCACAGACUAGAAAUAAUGCAGCUAAAAGACCAAAUUCUUGAACUGUCAAGAGAAAAAACAUUAUUUGAACUAAGGUAUAAUAAUUUGUUUUCAAUCCAUUCUCAAAGCACAGACUAUGAAAUUAUACAAACUUCAAUUGAGCAAGCUAGCAAAAAUAAUGAUAAAGAGACAAGUGAAAUCGAAGAACAUAAGAAACUAGAAGGCCAAAAUCAAGCAGUAAUUGAAAGGCUUGAAAAGCAUAUAGAGAAUCUGGAAAAACAGCUAAAUUAUCAACUAAAAGUAAAUAAAAAGCUGGAAAAAGAAUUAAGUUCUUUCUAUGAAAAAGCAAGUAUCUCAAGUUAUGACAUAAAUAUAGAUAUUUUAAGAAGUGCGUCUAAAAUAAGUGAUCUUGAAGAAAAAGUAAAGAAAAUGACAGCUAAGUAUGAAAAACUAAGAUCAACUGUUAUAAAUAAUGAAAAUAGGUCAGCUUCUGUAAACUCUUUCCAUAAUCAUAUUGCCCAAGAAAGCCGCAUUUUAAAAUCAGAUUUAUCAAGGCCUGAUAUAAGACCAGAGAGGAAUAAAAGCUGUAUGAAAUGCCAAAAGCGUCCAGGAUUAUUCAAAUCGAAAAGCAAAAAGCCAAUAAAAGCGAAAUAA